UAUUUCAACUUUAUAUAAUUUCCUAUGCAAAAUAAAAAUUAUACGAUUAAUCAUUUUUUGUGAAAAAAGGGGGUAGGUUAAGUGAAAGCUCGAGGCCAAAGAAUAAGACAGGUGAGUAUGGUGACAUGAACAACACACAAGGCUUGCUACCACCAUGUCCCUUCACUCUCAUUCUCCAUAAUCCAUAGGCCCAUUCCUGACAUUUUCAAUUUUUCACUACCCCAUUUCUCUUCUCCUCCUAUAUAACGCCACCUCUCUCCUCUCUCUCUCCCCAACUCCCUCUCUUUCUCGAUUUCUCUCUUUCUCUUCCUCUUUGCUCUCUGCUACUGUACACGUACCUCAAAUUCACCAUAAGUUCACAACUACCGGCUAUAGCAUACCCAAAAAAAAUCAUGGGUUUUCCAGUGGGUUACACGGAGCUUCUCCUCCCGAAACUUCUUCUGCACACGCUUUCUCUUCUGGGUUUCAUCAGAAAACUCAUCUCCUACUUCUUCCGCUUCCUGGGUCUCACCGAUUUUCUGGAACCGGACAUUGUGUGGACGGAGGGGUCGACCCAGGUGCCGGAAUUUCAGUCGGUGUCGGCGGUUCUGAUCCGGGAGAUCCUCCCGGUGAUGAAGUUCGAGGAGCUGGUGGGGGCCGGCGCUGGAGACCCGCCGGACCAGUGUGCGGUCUGUCUGUAUGAGUUUGAAGGACAGGAGGAGAUCCGACGGCUGACGAACUGCCGGCACAUAUUUCACCGGAGCUGCCUGGACCGUUGGAUGGACUGUGAUCAGAAGACGUGUCCGCUUUGUAGAACUCCCUUCAUCCCUGAUGAUAUGCAAGAAGCCUUCAAUGAGAGGCUUUGGGCUGCCUCUGCUCUUCCUGAUUUCUAUGGAGACUACUCUCCUCUUGGUUUAUAGCUCCUCUCCUUUUCCUUUCUUUUCUUUUCUUUUCUUUUCUCAGAGAAAUUUUUUUUUUUUCGAUGUUGAUUGUAUAUAUACCAAAAAAAAAAUUGAUAUAUGGGAUGAAAAAAAUUGAUGAUUUUCCGGCAACCGGAAUGGAAAA
Molecule: messenger RNA, 1044 nt
Organism: Vitis vinifera (wine grape)
Lineage: Eukaryota; Viridiplantae; Streptophyta; Magnoliopsida; Vitales; Vitaceae
Product: brassinosteroid-responsive RING protein 1
Exons: 1
Coding region: 393-899 (168 amino acids)
Biological process (GO): protein ubiquitination
Molecular function (GO): ubiquitin protein ligase activity; zinc ion binding
Source: RefSeq, a predicted model, not a curated record